AUGAUUGACCCAAUUGAUAAAAUUAUUGAAGAAACAUUUGUUUAUAAAAUUGAUAUGCUUCAUAAUCUUUCUUUAUCAUCGAAUGCUUCAAUGAUUCGUUACGCUUUAGCAUAUAAAGACUUUAAUCCUAAUGAAAAAUAUCCUGAGGAAGAGAUAGAAUCAAGUUUUGAAUUAACGAAAAAGUAUUGGAAAUAUAAAAUUGAAUCAUAUAAGAAACAAGAUGAAAAAGCAGAAAGGAAUACUAAAAAUAAUGUUUCAAUGGAUGAUUUUCAAUACUAUCACGAUUUAAUCCUUUCAUCUAAAUGCAAAAUGUGUGGUAAAGCGUUUACAUAUGCAAAUAAACCAACAUUGGAUAGAAUCGAUAAUGAAAAACCACAUACCAAAGAAAAUUGUCAGUUAAUGUGUUGUUAUUGUAAUGUCGUAAAAUCAAACAAAGAUGAAGAUGUUCAACGUUUAAGAAUCAAUUUAAGAAAUUACGCAUUAAAAAAUAAUUUACCAAUGACUUUAGAUUCAGUUGAAGCUUAUCACAUUCUCCGUAAUGGAAUUACUGGUGGGUUAUCAAAUGUUCAACAUAGAGUAAAUCUUAAAGGAAUCACGCACAUUAAUAAACUUUCAUAUAGUCCAGAAACUAAAACUGUAUCAAAUGAGGACACUUCCAACAUCAUGACUCAUUUCGUUGGUGUUGAUUUUAAUUCAUUAUAUCCUUCAUCAUUUUCAUCUAAUCCCCAUGAUUUUAUUCAAUAUACUGACCAUAAAAUGUAUAUGCCGGGAAGAUUGAAUGGAGUUAUCAUUUGUGAUACAGCAACAAAGAAAGCAAAAGCACUGGGAAUAAUUAGAAAGAAAAAUACUUUAUUCGUGGCUGAAGUAAAGGGUCACAUUGAUGAAAAAUACAUUAAUGAUUACAUAAACUUUUUACCGAUAAUAAGAAACUUAGAUAUUAUCACAGAUGAAAAAACAAUUGGUAGUUUUAUGUAUAAUUACAUGAAAUCAAACAAUUUACCAGUUGACCAGAAACAGAGAAAAUUAACUCAGUUAGCAUCAACACACAACCAAUAUCAACCAUUUUCUUCUUAUUAUCUAUGGUAUCUAAUAGACAGAUUUCAUUUUAUCAUUGAUGACAUUCAAUCAAUUUUAACAUUUACUAAAAACACUUGUUUUAAUGAAUUUGCGAACGAAUUUAUGAACGAAAGACAAAAGGCUGAAUUAGAAGGAAAUAAAGGAAAAAGUUUAUUUUGCAAAAUUUCACUUAAUGGAUCAUAUGGUUACGAUGCAAUGAAUACACAAAAUUACGCAAAGACUAAAAUAAUGAAUGCACAGAAGGCACGCGUUGCAUGUAUGUCAAAUAAGUUUAAAAACAUAAGAGAAAUAGGAGAGGAUAC
Messenger RNA from Trichomonas vaginalis G3, 1379 nucleotides. RefSeq names its product DNA/RNA polymerases family. The record is from RefSeq and is a predicted model, not a curated record. The transcript has a single exon. The annotation marks the transcript as partial. Lineage: Eukaryota; Parabasalia; Trichomonadida; Trichomonadidae.